AAAAACUGAAAAAUAGUAAUUUCAAUGUAAUAUUUCCUCUAUAGAUCUGCAUCAUUUUACAUUAGUGAGAAGAUUAUGAGAAUUUCCAAAUAUGGCAAGAAGGAUAUGAUUUUGUUUGGUUAUCUAUUUGUAUAGUUUUACAAAGAAAAUUAAUGAUAAUUAUAUCUUACAAGUAAUUUUGUCUGAUUGUUCAACUUAAAAUAUUUCGUUUAAAAUGAUCAAAUUUGCGAUAAUAUUUCUAACAAUAAUUUAUUUAACAUUAGCUGAUGAUUAUUAUGAUCUUCUCGGAGUGAGUAAAAGUGCAGAUCAAAGAGAAAUUCGUAAAGCUUUCAAAACAAUCGCUGUUACUUAUCAUCCUGAUAAAAACAAAGAUGACCCAAAAGCACAUGAAAAAUUUAUUAAAUUAACAACGGCUUAUGAAGUAUUAAAGGAUCCAGAAUCAAGAAAAAAAUAUGAUCUUUAUGGAGAAGAAGGUUCUGCGAAAGUCAAUUAUCAUUCCUGGAAUUAUUACAAAUAUAAUUUUGGAAUUUACGAUGAUGAUCCACAAGUUGUCACUCUUAGCAGAAGUGAUUAUUCUGAGAAUGUAUUUAAUUCGGAAAAAAUGUGGUUGGUGAAUUUUUACUCACCGAUGUGUAACUUUUGCCAUCAUUUGGCACCAAUUUGGCGUAAAUUAGCAGAAGAGUUUGAAGGAGUUAUAAAAGUAGGGGCAGUUAAUUGCAAAGAUGAUUAUCAUCUUUGUCACGAAAUUGGUAUAACGGGGUAUCCUUCUUUACUUUAUAUUGCAAAGAAUUCAACAUAUGAGAGACAGUAUACUGGAGAAAGAACGCAUAAUGCAAUUAAAGAUUUUGUAUUAAAUAAGUUGAAUAUUAAUAUUCCUGAGAUAAGUUUGUCUAAUUGGAAACGUCUUAUAAAAAAUCAUGAACUCAUUAAAAAACCCAUGCUUGUAUUUACUUAUAAAAAUAAGGAAGAAUGUUUACCAUACGAUGAUCUUCUUAAAGUUGCUGCUAUUUUUGAUAAAACAUUAAAUAUUCAACUACUUCACUGCAAGGAAACUGAAUGCAAUGAUAUUUCCGAUAACACUUGUGCGAUUUUGUUGCCAACAACAAGUGACCAAAAAACUUGGGUACCCAUAUAUUUGAAAAAUAUAGAAACAGUCAAAGAUUUAAUAGAACAAGUUUUAGAACAAUUUCCAGAACCAAAGAGACUUACUGAUCAAGAAUUUGAGGAAAUAAGAAGAGAGCUUAGAGAAGAAUCAGGGAUAGGUUGGCUCGUAUGUUUUUAUAUGGGACAUUCAACUGAAUUAGAUUUAAUACUUAAGAAACUUCCUAAUGUUAUUAAUAAUAUUAAUCUAGGUAAAAUUAAUUGUGGAAGGUACGGAUAUCUUUGCAACACAUUAGACGUGAACAGAUAUCCAAUGUGGGGUGUUCUUAAACCUGGAGGAGCUUUUGAAUUAAGUCAUGGAAAAAAUACAAUUCAUGAUAUUGCUAAGUUUGCUAGAAGUAGUGUUAAAGCUAAAAAUCUAUGGGCCUUAUCUGCCGAUAAAGUAUUAUCAAUAUUACAAGGAAAUAGUGAUAAAGAAGUAUGGUUUUUAGAUUGGUAUGCACCAUGGUGUCCUCCUUGUAUGCAGUUUUUGCCAGAACUUCGUGAAGCAUCUAUGCAAUUCGAUAAAUCGGUUGUACAUUUUGGUACGAUUGAUUGCACCGUGCAUUCUUCGAUUUGUCGAAAAAACAAUAUACGUUCUUAUCCAACUGCAAUGCUCAUUAAUGGUACUAAAACAUAUCAAUUUACAUCACCAAAAACAGCUGCUAAUGUAAUACGAUUUAUAAAUGACAUAAGAUACUCGUCAGUUAUACAAUUAUCUGCCAACAAUUUCAAUCAAUAUCUUGAAAAGGAUAAAGAUAAAACUAUAUGGAUAGUUAAUUAUUUUGUUGGUUGGUGCUCACCUUGUCAAAAUUUAAAACCGGAAUGGUUUGCUGUUGCUAAAAUUUUAAAUAUUCUGCCAUUCGUUAAAGUAGCCACUGUUGAUUGCGAAGUAGAAAAUUAUUUAUGCAGAUUGCAAAAAGUGGAAAGUUAUCCUAAUAUACGAUUGUAUCCAAGAGACCGUAAAAAUUUAGACAAAGCUAUUAAAUACGAUGGACCACAUAAAAUGUGGUAUAUAUUAAAAUGGAUUUCUAAAUAUCUUCCAACUAAAGUGUACGAUUUGGAUCCAAACAGUUUACAGAAGAAAGUAUUUUCUGGAAAGGAUGUGUGGUUGGUUGAUUUUUAUGUACCUUGGUGCGAUCAUUGUCAAACACUGGAUCCACAUAUUUCAAUCGCCGCACAGUUAUUUAGCAACAAGAUAAAUUUUGGAAAAUUUAAUUGCGAGCUUUAUCAUAUGGCAGCAAUUAAAAAAUAUCCGAUAUUAUUUCUUUACGAUAAAAAGCACGAUAUAAAAGAUAUCGAUAAAGGUUUUCAAAUUAAUGCAACGUCAUCUGAAAUGAUUAAAGAACAAUUGUCGAAUUAUUUAAAUUCUAAAAAGAAGAAUAAACGCGACGAAUUAUAACGAUAAGUUAUAAAUAUAAU
Polistes dominula (European paper wasp) is the source of this 2562-nucleotide messenger RNA. RefSeq names its product endoplasmic reticulum disulfide reductase DNAJC10. Gene Ontology annotation, cellular component: endoplasmic reticulum lumen. Gene Ontology annotation, molecular function: misfolded protein binding; protein-disulfide reductase activity; oxidoreductase activity, acting on a sulfur group of donors, disulfide as acceptor. NCBI's taxonomy places the organism in Eukaryota, Metazoa, Arthropoda, Insecta, Hymenoptera, Vespidae. The record is from RefSeq and is a predicted model, not a curated record. Gene Ontology annotation, biological process: IRE1-mediated unfolded protein response.